AUGUCUGCUUGGGGCACCGGAGAUAUGGCUGCUGCCUUGCCCGGUGCGACUGAAACACCUGAUGCUGCCGUCGUAGAGCGCAAGAAUCCUCAAGAGGCUGGAUGGGUCGUUGCAAAGAAGUACGACUACGAGACUUACAAUAAGUCCACCAAGGAACAAGCAGAAGCUCGUGUAGCUGCUGCUGCAGAUGCUGCAGAAGCGAGGUCUGACCUAGCAGCCAAUGCAGAUGAUGAUGUCGAGCCUGAGACACUUGCGGUGGGUGGUCUUCUUCCUGGAGAAUGGGCCUCGAGUGGCGCGGUGUACGAGUGGAAUGAGGAAUAUGGUGAUGUUGGCCCUAGAUUUCCCGAUCUCGAGGAUCAGUUGUUUGGCAAGAACAACAACCAUGUUCGUCAAGGCGUCAACUUUGAAAGCAUUACUACUCUCACGGUUACCCAAGAGGGAACCGUCAAGAUUGACCCCAUCCGCAAGUUUGAGGACGCGGGUUUACAUCCCGUUAUGCUUGAAAAUGUAAAGCUUGCUGGUUAUCAUGUCCCAACCCCUAUACAACAGUACUGUCUCCCAGCAGUGAAGAAAGGUCAUGAUGUAGUUGCUUGCGCUCAAACCGGUUCUGGCAAGACUGCUGCUUUCUUGAUUCCAAUCUUGUCAAAGUUGAUGGGUAAGGCUAAGAAGCUUGCCGCACCUCGCCCAAACCCUGCCACCUAUGUGCCAAGUCAAGAUAAUUAUAUUAAGGCUGAGCCAUUGGUCGUCAUCGUUUGCCCAAGUCGUGAGUUGGCAACUCAAAUUUUCGACGAGGCUCGUCGUUUCUGCUAUCGCACUAUGCUUCGACCUUGCGUCGUUUAUGGUGGUGGUCCUCUCGCUGAGCAACUUGGUCAACUUGCUAAGGGGUGUGACCUCCUUAUUGGCACUCCAGGUCGUCUCUGCGACAUGAUUCGCCGUCCUCAUGCUCUAACCCUCAAGCGCCUAAAAUAUAUGGUCAUCGAUGAGGCAGAUGAGAUGUUAGACUCCAGUUGGGAGGAAGAGUUGAGGCAGAUUAUGAGCGGUGGUGAUCAAGAAGAGGGCAACAUCAAUUAUAUGAUGUUUUCUGCUACCUUCCCAAAGAUGGCUCGUGAUAUUGCGAAGGAGCAUCUAGCUCACGAUCAUGUUCGCAUCCGUGUUGGUCGAGCCGGUAGUUCUCACAGCAAUAUCAAGCAGGAUAUCAUCUACGUUGAGGCGGCCAGCAAGCGUAAAGCUCUUUAUGAUCUGCUUCUAUCAAUUCCACCUGCUCGUACCAUCAUAUUCGUCAACACCAAGCGUACCGCCGAUGAAAUCGAUGAUUACUUGUUCAACAAUGAUCUUCCAUGCACGUCUAUUCAUAGUGAUCGUACGCAGCGCGAGCGUGAAGACUCCAUUCGUGCUUUCCGCAAUGGCAGGAUGCCCAUCUUGAUCGCUACUGGCGUUUCUGCUCGUGGCUUAGAUGUCCACAAUAUUAUGCAUGUGAUCAAUUUCGAUCUACCAUCUCAGGCUCAUGGUGGCAUUGAAGAGUAUACUCAUCGAAUUGGUCGCACUGGUCGUAUUGGUAAUAGGGGGCUUGCAAGCUCAUUCUACAAUGAUCGUAAUGAAGAUAUUGCCGAAGCCUUAGUCAAGACAUUGUUGGAAACCCGUCAAGCUGUUCCUGAUUUCCUUGAAUCAUAUCUCCCUGAAGGCUUUACAAUGGAUGGUCAAACCGGUGAUCUCGCUACUCUUAAGUUUGAAGCCGAUUCAGAUGAUGAGGAAGGUGGUGGAAAUGCUGAAGGCGAUGCUAAUGCUGGUGGUGCCUGGGGAACAGAUGAUGCUGCUGCCGGUAGUGGUGGUGAUGGUGGUUGGGGUGCCGCCGAAACUACUAAGGCUGCUCCAGCUGGUGAUGGUUGGGGAGUCCCAGCUGUUGGUGGAUGGUCUUAG
Molecule: messenger RNA, 1917 nt
Organism: Sclerotinia sclerotiorum 1980 UF-70
Lineage: Eukaryota; Fungi; Ascomycota; Leotiomycetes; Helotiales; Sclerotiniaceae
Exons: 6
Coding region: 1-1917 (638 amino acids)
Cellular component (GO): nucleus
Molecular function (GO): RNA binding; ATP binding; RNA helicase activity
Source: RefSeq, a predicted model, not a curated record